Humulus lupulus (European hop) is the source of this 2522-nucleotide messenger RNA. RefSeq lists its product as uncharacterized. Lineage: Eukaryota; Viridiplantae; Streptophyta; Magnoliopsida; Rosales; Cannabaceae. The coding region runs from base 314 to 1768 and encodes 484 amino acids. The transcript has 15 exons. The record is from RefSeq and is a predicted model, not a curated record.
UGUCUGGACUAGCCCAAGCUCAUAUCUUUUUUUUUGGUUUAGUGUCGUGCUUGUGUCAGAUUCUUGCCGUCCUAGAAAGCCGGACUCCUAUUUACAACUCUACUCUAUUCCACGAAUUAUGAGUGGGAUCAUAAUUGAUUUAACUACGACGGCAAAGGCUAAAGCAAACGCGAAAUGGUUAUCGUCCAAAAUGUCUAAGGCAUGCAUGAAAUGAAAGGAAAACUUUGAUCGAGUGAAUAUACUUGAGAAAUAAAGAAGAGAAUCAGUUCAGGAUCCCAAUCCCAAACACUUCCACGGCUAAAUUUUUCCAGCUAUGGAUCAUUUUGGUGAACAUAUGGAGUUGUUAAGACUCUCCAAAUUCAAACUCCAGCUCGGAACUCUCAUCUCUGAAUUUCGAGAACUCAGAGAACGGGAGCACUCGGCGACGGAGCACCUUCAUCAUCGAAUUCAGAAACAAAAGCAAAAUGAGGAAGAUUUCGCUAGGAAGAUACAAGAAUUGCAGGCUGAAUUAUCUUCUUCUAAUGAGCAUCGGCAGAAACUUGAAAGAAAGGUAAUUUAUCUUCAGAAUGACAAUGUUUUGCUUGAAAACAAGCAAAAAGAGUUGAAGGAAACUAUACACAACCUAAUCCAAUCCAAGGAAUGUUUUGCAAAUGCGUAUGAGGAAUCCAAUUGUGAUAUGAAGCGCGCAAUUCAAACAAGGGAUAGGAAGCUUGGCGUGCUAUCUGAAAAAGUAAAGUCUCAUUUAUUGUUAUUUGAUUCAAUAGAGAAAGAGGCAGUUUCCGUCAAGCAAGCUGUCGAUAAUGUGCAACACACUAUGAGUGAAAAAGAAGAUGUAGUGGCUGACUUAAACAACAAAUUGGAUAAAGUCUCUGCAUUCGAGAAAGUAUUUGUUGAAAAGAUUGGUGACUUGGAAGAAAAACUGAAAUGUGAUGAAGAUGAGAUACAAAGAAAAACUAUAGUAAUCUUGGAGCUUGAAGCACAGGUCCAGGCAGCAAAAAUUAGUACAGCCUUUCAAACACAGAUAGAUGAGCUUCAGAAAAUUCUAUCAUCAAAAGACGCAGUCAUUGAGAAUCUAAUUUUGGAGAAAGAGGCUUUGCACUCUGAACUUCGGAGUUUGGGUAUUGUCAUGAAGAAUAUUCAGGACAAUCUCAUAAAUAUGAAUGAAGGGGAUAAAGACAGAUUCGCCUCAAUACUUGAAUACCAAGAAGGAAACAACAUGGCUUUGACAAAGGAUAACAGGAUUAAAAAUGUGAAUCAAAACAGCACAGGAAGAUGCUCAAGCAAGGCUUACAGGAUAGGGGAUGCAGCAUGUACAGAUUCAUCUCUAUCUCCAAAAUCUGUUGGCAUACACUUACUGGAAAACAAUAACGUGGACUCGUGUGUGUCAGAGGCAACUUCCUCGGAGCCUCAAUCAGCAAUUAAUGCUCCAUGCAUUUCUGCAAAUGACGAGAAUGUAUGGGAUAAUGCAUUUUUAUCCCACCUUGGCUACUUGAAUUCAUUUUCACUAAAAAAAUUCUUUAAGGAUUUGUGUGAUUACUUUUUUGAUUUAGUUUCUGAGGAUAACCACACAACAUCAAUACAUGCUCCGAAUACCGAGUCCUCAACAACCCAAGAAGAAGCCUCCAAAGUUCCAGGUGUUUGGAGGUUACAAAAUCAUGUGGGAAAGGAUUUGGGACGUUUUGGAAAAAUCACAUUUUUGGCUGAAAAAAGGCUGUGGUUGCGGCCACUGUCUUUCCCUGGCCGCGGCCUGGGGGACAGAGGCCAGUGAGGUUGACAACCUAUCUGGAUUUUCAAUUUUUUCCAAAUUGAACGUUAUAACAUCCCAAAUAACUCUCAAAUCUCCAUUUUAAUUCCAUAAACAUCCAAUUAAACAUUGGUAACAGUCAUGGGUGUUGGUGGAAUUUGAAAUCCAAAGGGGUAUCUCAAACUCUAUAAAUGAGAGCCUAAUGCUCACUUGUAAGACACACCAUUUUUUCAUCCACAAAGUACUUGGCUGGAAAAUUCACCUUGAGGCUUGAUAAUUCCAGAGGGCUAUUUCCUAGAGAGAUCCCUUAGUGCUUAGAGAAUAGGGGGAAAUAAGCUUUUGGACAAAGGUCUUGAACCUUGUUCAAGUUGGUGAUCCCCACUACUCUACACUUUGGUUGUGUGAGAGUUUGUUUGUGUUUUUAUUCUUUUGUUCCUCUUGUUCUUCUUAUUUACUUGUAUUAUUAUAGUAUUGAGUUUGUAAUCCUCUUCUCAAUUUCUAUUUACAUAUUCAUUGGUAUCUUUUGUUUUAGGGUUUUAGAUCUUAUAAUUCUCUUCCUUCUCUUAUUUCUAUUUACUUGUAUUUUGAGCAAUUGAGUUGUAAUAUUUAUUUAAUCAAUUACCUUGUCUAUUGUAUUCUUUGCAUAGAGUUGUAUUUUGGUUUUUCCAUAUUUCCAUUGAGUAUAAAAAUAUAUUCUCUAACAUAUAUGUUGGGGUUUUAUGCUCUAAUUAAAACUCAAAUUCUUUGUAAUCUCAUUUCUUAUCAAUAAAAGAAUAAA